CACCUGGACGUCCGCGUGCGCGGGGCGGGCGCUAGGACCCGAGCGGCGCACCUGUUGGCUGGCGCCCCGGGCCCCGCCCGCCACCCCGAGCGCCCGGCCCGGCGAGGGCGAAGGCAGGAGGGACGGUGCGAGCGGGGGGCACCGGGUGGUGGUGGCGGCGGCGGCCCCGGGAUCACCAUGGCCGAGCUGCUCUGGAGCCUGCAGGAUUCCCAGCUCGUCGCCCGCUUCCAGCGCCGCUGCGGGCUCUUCCCCGCGCCGGAUGAAGGCCCCGGCGAGCCCUGUGCUGGCCCCGCGGAGGGCGCGGCGCGGGCGCCCGGGCUCGGGCAUCUCCCCGCAGCCAAAGGCAGGGGCGCCGGGGAGCCGGCCAGUGGGCUGCGGAGAGUCGCGGUCCCGCAGGCUUAUGUACAGAAGUACAUUGUGAAGAAUUAUUUCUACUAUUACCUAUUCAGAUUUUCAGCCGCUUUGGGACAAGAAGUGUUCUACAUCACAUUCCUUCCAUUCACUCACUGGAAUAUUGAUCCUUAUUUGUCCAGAAGACUGACCAUAAUAUGGGUUUUGGUGAUGUAUAUUGGCCAGGUGGCCAAGGAUGUCUUGAAGUGGCCCCGCCCCUUCUCCCCUCCUGUUGUGAAACUGGAGAAGAGAGUGAUCGCUGAGUAUGGGAUGCCGUCCACCCACGCCAUGGCAGCCACCGCCAUCUCCUUCACCCUCCUUAUCUCUACCACGGACAGAUACCAGUAUCCCUUUGUUUGGGGACUGAUGACGGCUGUGGCGUUUUCCACGUUGGUGAGUCUCAGCCGACUUUACACUGGGAUGCACACGGUCCUGGAUGUGCUGGGUGGCAUCCUGAUCACCGCCAUCCUCAUCGUCCUCACCUACCCCGCCUGGACCCUCAUCGAUCGCCUGGACUCGGCCAGCCCCCUCUUCCCUGUGUGUGUUCUGGUGGUACCAUUCUUCCUGUGUUACAAUUACCCCGUGUCUGAUUACUACAGCCCGACCAGAGCGGACACCACCACCAUCAUGGCUGCCGGCGCUGGGGUGACCAUAGGAUUCUGGAUCAACCAUUUUUUCCAGCUCGUGUCCAAGCCCACGGAAUCCCUCCCUGUUAUUCAGAACAUCCCACCGCUCACCAGCGACCUGUUAGUUUUGGGUCUGACCAAAUUUACUGUGGGAAUUGUGCUGAUUCUCCUGGUUCGUCAACUCGUACAAAAUCUCUCGCUGCAAGUGUUGUACUCCUGGUUCAAGGUGGUCACCAGAAACAAGGAGGCCAGGCAGAGGCUGGAGAUCGAAGUGCCUUACAAGUUUGUCACCUACACGUCGGUUGGCAUCUGUGCUACCACCUUUGUGCCAAUGCUACACAGGUUUCUGGGAUUACUGUGAGCCUCAAGUGGUGGGAAAUUAGCUCACUGGACAUGAGAGCAAGACACCAAAAAGCUGUUGAGUGGGGAAGCUGACGACACAUUUUUCUUUAAAAAAAAAAAAAAUUCCCUGUGUCACAUGUCUGUUUUGCUGAUACCUGAGAUAAAUGUUGCUGCUUUAUGGAAGGAAAAAUGGUCUCACGUGACCACUAGCCUGCAAGCGUCAUGUUGCAGAUGAAGCCAGGCAGACCCCCAGCUGAGUUCUUUAAGGCGCCCCACCCUGUCCAUUACUUGGACUUUGGACCCGUCCUGGGCUGGCAGGAGUUGUGGCCUGGCUUAGGAAUGGCCACAAGCCCCCCUGGGUUCUGCAGAGCCUGAAGAGACGGGCAUGAUCCAGGAGGCUGGACGUCGGGCGUUCCUUUUCAGCUGUGACCUUGCCCCGCACUGAGUCUCAUUUCCAAAACUGGAAUGUUGGUCCAAGAGAAAGGGGGCGCCACGUGAAACUGCGUUCCUUGGACAGGGCGACUUUCUGGUCGUGAUGAUCACAUUAGACAGUGCCUGCUUGGGGGGAAAGAGCACUGUGACCCUCGCUGGGAAGCAUGAAACGCGGGGGCAGAGCUGGCGAGGUCACGGGCAUGAGCCUGCUUUCCUUAUGCAUCCUGGUCUCUGUCAGGUGCAUACUGGACAGGGAUCCUCUCCUCCUCGUUUGUACACUUUGCAAGAUUCCAGGCACCAUUUCUAUCCUCUUCUGACCCAUGAACCCAACUGGCUGCUCCCUUCUCACCUCAUCUGAGUGUCCUGCUCUGUCCUGCAUCAGAGUGACUUGGGACAAGCCCUCUGCUUCAGCUUUUUUGCUUCCUUACAAACUGGGAAGACAGUGUUGUCUGUCCGUGAAAGUGGAUCAAUAGAAGAACAGAGGAACAUAAUUCUUCCUGGGGCCUGACAGAGGGAAUAGGCCUCCCUCCCUGACACUGUUCCUCCACUUAGUUUCCUAAAUCUAUUUGCUCAUCUGAAUAGAACCAGUGGCUCCCUUUCCAUCUUCCCACCUCUUUCUCACCUCUUGGCAAUUUGAAGGGUAAUUAAUGCAAGAACCACAUCAGCCUCUCUUAGGAAAAGAAGCCAACAAAAUACAACACCCUUUAAAUCUCGGGAGAGUCCUUAGACUUAGGAAGGUGGUCAUUAUGCAGACAACCCCCUGCAGGGGCUCCUCUUCAGUUCUUAAGAAUGAGGAGGAACAGGUAUCAACAAUGUUCUUAAAAGUGAGUAUCAACAUGUAAUUAACAACGUGUCUUUUGCGUGUAGUGCCUGAGCUGCUGAAACCAACGAUUUAUAACCCUCUUGCAUCCUCACCAUGCACACACUUCGGGGGAAAAUUAGCCUGCCUGGAGAGUCAGGCCCUUACCUCUGCAUCCAGCGUGAAAACUGAACACCCGUUUCUCCUGAUUUUGAAUACGCACCCUGGCCUUUUGGUUGUGAUGAUCCUUAGUAUUUGACCUAAUGCUCCAGUUUAUUGAAAAGAAUAAUUGUAAGACAUCCUAAUUUUCCUUCAAAUUCUUCUGACAUUUUUCAUAGUUAGAAGGCAGGGGUCAAAAUGACCUGCCGUUUGCCUGUUUUUAGAUCAUACUCUGACCAGUAUUUGUGGCACCGUGAUGGGGAGAUGCCCCAGCUCACGGGCACCCCUGCCCUAGGCUGCCCCACAAUGCAGUGCACGGGGCACUUCCCUGUACCUCCGUCCCCACAGGCUGCCAAACCCGAGGUCACAGUGCUAGCUAAUAUUUACGCGAAAUGAUUUUAGUUGAUUUCUCUGAAGCCAACUAGCAAAAGGAUCAGCCUUUUCCACUUGUAUCUUUUGUGAAGGGCCAUAAUUACUGUCACAGCAGUGGGUGUGGGUGAUUCACUUGUGUGCGUGUGUACAUUUUACUGAUGUCCUUUCGUUUUAAGUCCCAACAAUAGGAUUGCGAUCAGCUGUAUUAUAUAUUUAAGGCUGUAUUUACACAAUUUGGAUUGAGGAUGAAUAUGAAUAUGAAUAUAACAGCUCGUUAAAGAAAGACCCGUGGAUUUGUCAUGGUUGGUCGCUUUUCAAAGUCUCUUGAUAUAGCAUCUGAAGAAUAAAAUGUGCAUAUUGGUGAGGCCAAGCUUAGUUUUUGAGCACUACAGUUCUGUGGCUUAGAAACUGGUUGGAAAAGUCCUUACCUGAUUCAAACUGCAGCUCGGCCAGCCCUCUUCACUCACUUCACACAGCGCUUCACUCUGUUAGACCCUCACACCCUCUCAGUCUCUCCUUCACGCACGCACACACACGCCCCUUCAAAGACUAUGCCUUGUGUCUCUGACCUUUGGAUUUUCUCUCUGGGGAAAGACUGCCCCCUGCUGGCUUGCGUCAGGCUUGGUCCAGAGCCUCUCUCUUGAGCGGGAGUCCUGGAGAUGAAGUUUCAGAAUCCAGCUCACCGUGAUGUAUCCAAUCUAAGCUUAGGACCUGCGGUCUGGCCAGUCCUGAACUUGGAAAUGGUGACAGCAGAGCCAUUGGGGUCGUUGGCCCCUCCAGGAAGAACACACGCCCUGUUCCUGGCGGUCCUCAUCCUGCCCCCAGCCCACCACCUCUCUGGACCAGGACAUCAUCCUGUGCCUGUCAUUUUAAACAGCCAUCAUCUCAGGCCAGCUUUGCUCGGACUUGCACCAUAACAGAAUAUGCAAAAGAAAACGCAGACGAGACCAUGAACUAAAAACCCUAAACAGCUGAAAUCGCCCCUCCACAUGCCUGCAGAUCACAGUGUAGCACAAGAUUUUCUUGCCCAAAUAGGCGACUCAUGCUUCCCGAGUGUAACCAAACCAUGUGGUGUUUCGGGGCCAUAGGCUCCGGGUUUCUAUUUUGGAAACUUUCAGCUGUCUUAUGUACCAUAUGUAAAUUUAUUCUUUUUAAAAUAAAAUCAUUUUUCUUUGAUUAAA
This is a messenger RNA of Lagenorhynchus albirostris (white-beaked dolphin), 4301 nucleotides long. It is a transcript of the gene SGPP2, whose product is annotated as sphingosine-1-phosphate phosphatase 2. Gene Ontology annotation, molecular function: sphingosine-1-phosphate phosphatase activity. Bases 178 to 1377 code for a protein of 399 amino acids. Lineage: Eukaryota; Metazoa; Chordata; Mammalia; Artiodactyla; Delphinidae. The record is from RefSeq and is a predicted model, not a curated record. The transcript has 5 exons. Gene Ontology annotation, cellular component: endoplasmic reticulum membrane. Gene Ontology annotation, biological process: sphingosine metabolic process; phospholipid dephosphorylation.